CCCACUCGUCAUGGCGGAGCCGAGAAACAACUUCGCGCACCUGCUGCCCCCGUCGUGGACCAAACAUGUGCAGCUUUGGCUAGAGGAUGACAUUCCGUCGUUCGACGUCGGCGGCUUUGUGGUCGGCGAGGAUGAGGAAACGGCGUUGCUUCUGGGAAAGUCGGAGGGUGUACUGGCCGGCGUUCCCUUCUUCACCGAAGUGUUCCGCUCUCUCAACUGCCACGUCGAAUGGCUAUUGAAUGAGGGCGAUGAGGUCAAGCCGAGCGGCGUCCCGGGCGGCAAAGUGCCCGUGGCCAAGGUCACGGGAAAGUGUCGCCAGCUGCUGCUGGGCGAGCGCACAGCCCUUAACAUCCUCACGCGUGCCAGUGGCGUCACCACACAGGCCCGUCGGUCCGUGGAGCAGGCGCGCUCGCUCGGCUGGAACGGCCACGUGGCUGGCACCCGCAAGACGACGCCAGGCUUCCGCCUCGUGGAGAAAUAUGCGUUGCUGGUGGCCGGUGCUUCCACGCACCGCCACGACCUGUCGCAGAUGGUUAUGCUCAAGGACAACCAUGUGUGGGCGGCUGGCAGCAUCACCAAGGCCGUACACAAGGCAAAGUUGGCUGCCGGAUUCUCAAUGAAGAUUGAGGUUGAGUGCCGCCGCAUCGAGGAGGCGCAGGAGGCCGCUAAGGCCGGAGCUGACAUCGUCAUGCUAGACAACUUUGAGCCGGAGCAGCUGAAGGCUACGGCCGCCGAGCUCAAGAAGCAGUUCCCGCACUUGCUCAUCGAGGCCAGCGGCGGCAUCACACCCGAGACCCUCGGCCAGUACGUGUCGCCCGAUGUGGACGUUGUCAGCCAGGGCAAACUUACGCAGGGGUAUCCGUGCCUGGACUUUUCGCUCAAGAUCCAGAAGUCAGACGGCGUCUUGGAACAGUAA
Molecule: messenger RNA, 916 nt
Organism: Phytophthora infestans T30-4
Lineage: Eukaryota; Oomycota; Peronosporomycetes; Peronosporales; Peronosporaceae
Product: nicotinate-nucleotide pyrophosphorylase, putative
Exons: 2
Coding region: 11-916 (301 amino acids)
Biological process (GO): quinolinate catabolic process; NAD+ biosynthetic process
Cellular component (GO): cytoplasm
Molecular function (GO): nicotinate-nucleotide diphosphorylase (carboxylating) activity
Source: RefSeq, a predicted model, not a curated record